This is a messenger RNA of Candidozyma auris, 387 nucleotides long. It is a transcript of the gene TEN1, whose product is annotated as Ten1p. Gene Ontology annotation, cellular component: CST complex. The transcript has a single exon. Gene Ontology annotation, biological process: telomere capping. NCBI's taxonomy places the organism in Eukaryota, Fungi, Ascomycota, Pichiomycetes, Serinales, Metschnikowiaceae. Bases 1 to 387 code for a protein of 128 amino acids. The record is from RefSeq and is a predicted model, not a curated record. Gene Ontology annotation, molecular function: single-stranded telomeric DNA binding.
AUGCCCCUGAUCGUGUUGGACCCGACAGCGCUCCCAGUCCAGUACCCGAAAGCUACGCCCCAUAAGCCACAGAAAGUUCGCAUCAUUGCUCAGGUCUCCCACUUCGAUGUGGAAACGGGACUCUUGACAUUGACCAGAGUCCCUAAUCUUCCUGACCUCAAUACACAUAUCAUACUCGAUGGCGACAAAACAGAGCCCGUGCCUAUCAAUACAGCUGACAUAGAUGUCGAUGCAGAAUGUCUCAGAAAAGGUAAUGUCGUAUCCGUUUGGGGAAACUACGAUGGCAGUCAAGUGAAUGCAUGGGACUGCCACGGCACAAAUGGCGAAGAACUCCUUGACGGGGGAUCCGAGAUCCUCGCCGAAGCCUCUCAUCUCACAAAUUUAUAA